This is a messenger RNA of Ochotona princeps (American pika), 1865 nucleotides long. RefSeq names its product nudE neurodevelopment protein 1 (gene NDE1). Gene Ontology annotation, biological process: chromosome segregation; establishment of mitotic spindle orientation; microtubule nucleation. The coding region runs from base 35 to 994 and encodes 319 amino acids. The transcript has 8 exons. Gene Ontology annotation, cellular component: centrosome; kinetochore; kinesin complex. Lineage: Eukaryota; Metazoa; Chordata; Mammalia; Lagomorpha; Ochotonidae. Gene Ontology annotation, molecular function: microtubule binding. The record is from RefSeq and is a predicted model, not a curated record.
UCACAAGAAGAGUGAGUGCUUCCUCAUCUCCAGGAUGGAAGAGCCCGGAAAGACUUUUAGCUCUGAGGAGGAAGAAGCUAGCUAUUGGAAGGAUCUGGCCAUGACCUACAAGCAGAGGGCUGAGAACACGCAGGAGGAGCUCCGAGAAUUCCAGGAGGGCAGCCGGGAGUAUGAGGCGGAGCUGGAGACGCAGCUGCAACAGAUUGAAAGCAGGAACCGGGACCUCCUGUCAGAAAAUAACCGCCUCCGCAUGGAGCUGGAAACCAUCAAGGAAAAAUAUGAAAUGCAGCAUUCCGAAGGCUACAGGCAAAUCUCCGCCUUAGAGGAUGACCUUGCACAGACGAAGGCAAUUAAAGAUCAGCUGCAGAAGUAUAUCCGCGAGCUGGAGCAAGCCAACGACGACCUGGAAAGAGCCAAGCGGGCCACGAUCAUGUCUCUGGAAGAUUUUGAACAGCGCCUAAAUCAAGCCAUUGAAAGAAAUGCCUUCCUGGAAAGCGAGCUUGACGAGAAGGAGAAUCUCCUGGAGUCCGUUCAGCGGCUGAAGGAUGAAGCCAGAGAUUUGCGGCAGGAGUUGGCCGUGCAGCAGAAGCAAGACAAACCCAGGACACCCAUGCCCAAAUCAGUGGAGACUGAAAGGACAGACACGGCUGUACAGGUCACCGGCUCCGUACCGUCCACUCCCAUUGCUCGUCGGGGACCCAGUUCCAGCCUAAACACACCAGGGGCCUUCAGGCAUGGUCCGGAUAGCUCUGCCGGCGGGACUCCACUCACACCUGCUGCCCGGAUAUCAGCCCUCAACAUCGUAGGAGAUCUGCUGCGGAAAGUGGGGGCAUUGGAGUCCAAACUCGCUUCCUGCCGGAACUUCGUGUACGAUCAGUCCCCAAACCGGACGAGUGGGCCAGCCUCAGGACGGGGCAAUAGGAGCAGAGAUGGCAGCGACAGACGGUCAGGCAACACCAGCAUGCCUUUGAGUGACAAAGGGAGAGAGACCUGAGACCCUGAGACCCUGAGACCCUGCUCCCAACUCCUGAUCCUCUUAGAACUCCGUAGGUCCUGUGCUAGCUAGUGUGUCAUGGCCAUGCCUUCAGCUUAACUUGGUUUGCUCUGUCUGAAGGUUGGGAAAACGCCUGGAAUUUGGGAAGCCGCCUUCGCAUAUUUCUUCGCCGCCGCUGCCGUCAGCCCAGGGUGUAGUCAAGAUGUUGCUUUAGGAAAACCAUGGAAGCUUCCGGAGCCCUUGGGGUGUGUGUGUGUGUAGGCAUAGUUGCCUUCAUCUCCCUUGUCACGCUAGGUGUCUGGUUUCCUUAAGUUAGUUGGAGAAAUACGAGCCGGAGGUCACCAUUGUUCAUUUUUGUGCUUUGUGGCCCAAACCUACUGUUGAGGCCUUUGCCAAGGUUCCCGGCGUUUGCCCCUGUACAAUGCCGCCACAGUUCCAGCCUCCAUGUCGGAGUGUGCGUCGUAAAGAGAAAGGAGGGGCUGUGAGUGUGGCUGAUGAGGAUAGCCCCUUGUUCCGAGCAUGCCCAAGAGUACUGGGUGGUUUUCAGAGGGAACUUGGAAUGCCUGGAGUUGCCUUCCUACUGGGAUCAAAGCUCAUCCCAGAACUGCCCUCUACCCAGCCCAUGUUCAGCUGGAGUUCUCUUCCAGAGGGAAGUCUCCUACUGCUCGAUGCGAACAGAAGUCAUGUUUGGGAGCAGAGAACUGAAGAGGCCUUGGUUUUAACCAUGGUCCUGUACCUCUGGGACUUUUAAUGCGUCUCUCCUGAGAUUUUCAGGUGAGUUUCAGAAUGAUUUUCAGGUGGCCAGGGUUGGUGGGAGGUGUGCGUCUUCAGGCAAAUCCUGAGCCCACCGCCAUGGCGUGAGGGUGACUUC